AUGGUUUCUUACACUCAAACUUACGCUUUUCGGUCAUCAAUGACUCUUCUGAAAUCGGUCUGGCUAACAGGCUGCCUCACCGCCCUUUUUUACAGUAGUCCUAUCAAUGCCAUUGCGCUUAACAUAUCCAAUCCUUACAGCGCCAACCUGCGUCAUCUUUUGACUAAUGAGUAUCAUGGGUGGUCAUCUAACACGUCGAUCAACUUCGCUGGAUCGAGUGACUUCUUCGCUUCUACAGAGAGAUGGACAACAUUCAGUGCUCCAUCAUACGCGACCGUCAUCAGUCCAGGAACAGAGGGAGAUGUUGCUAAGAUUAUCAAACUUGCAACGAUGCAUAAUAUUCCUUUUCUUGCCACAGGAGCUCGUCACGGGUAUACAACCACCCUUGGAAAGCUUCAAAAUGGCCUCGCGAUUGAUCUCAGUCACUUCAAAGAGUUUCAGCUAGAUGCGGAUGCAAAGACUCUGACUGUCGGCCCUGGUGUGACGGUUGGCGAGAUAUUCGACCCCUUGUUCAACGCUGGAUUUGACAUUCAGACUGGCAGCGCUCCCUGUCCCAGCUUCAUUGGUGUGACACUUGGUGGCGGCGUUGGCCGGUUCCAAGGCGCGUACGGCUUACUCUCGGACGCGCUCAUCUCGGUUCGUCUCAUCAUCGCCAAUGGCGAAGUUUUAGAAGUGUCAAGAACCAGCCACUCCGAUUUAUUCUGGGCGAUUCGUGGUGCAGGUGCAAACUUUGGUGUUGUCACCUCUGCCACUUACAGCGUUCAUCCAUUGAAGAACAACGGUGACAUGUUUGUUGCGGAAUUCAUCGUUCCACCUCGGAGGCGGUCUGAGUACUUCCGCAUAAUGGAAUCUAUGUCGCCGUUACCUGCUGAGCUAUCCUCUCUGCUACUGAACAGCUUCAACACGACCAUAAACCAGACUCAGUUGUAUUCACACUGGGCGUACAAGGGCACUGAAACUGUAGCCCGUAAACAUUUAUCACCAAUCUUGAAGAUGAACCUCACAGCAACUCAAAUGAGGGUCCUGCCCUGGAACAGGCUCGUGGAGAACACUUUCGCUGGAGCUGCCGUCACUGUCUGCCAACCCAACACCAACCGAAAUCUGUACACCUUGAGCAUGAGAAAUUACUCAGCGUCCACUUGGGAAGCUGUAUCCUCCAAGUUGGCGACUUUCUACGCCCGGUAUCCCCAGGCGCGUAGUUCUUCUCUUCUCUAUGAAUUUUUCCCAAAUCAAGCCAUGGCUGCUAUUCCAUUAGACGAGAGUGCGUUUCCGCGGAGGGAUACAACAGCAUACAUUAAUCUUAUUUUGACGUCAAGUACUCACGACAAUGAGAUAGACGAUGUUCUGGCGAGGUUUGGUGAGGAUAUUCGGCGAGAUGUGGCUGCAACAUCUGGGUAUUCAGAGAUUACGACCUUUGUGAAUUAUGCUCACGGCGACGAAACACUAGAGCAGAUCUAUGGCAAAGGAAAGCUGGCACGGCUGGCAGCGCUGAAGAGGAUAUGGGAUCCUAAUGAAGUCUUCAGUUUCAACAAUGGCUUGCCUACCCGGUAUCCUUAG
Fusarium subglutinans is the source of this 1557-nucleotide messenger RNA. RefSeq lists its product as uncharacterized. The record is from RefSeq and is a predicted model, not a curated record. Bases 1 to 1557 code for a protein of 518 amino acids. Lineage: Eukaryota; Fungi; Ascomycota; Sordariomycetes; Hypocreales; Nectriaceae. The transcript is spliced from 5 exons. Gene Ontology annotation, molecular function: oxidoreductase activity; FAD binding.